Messenger RNA from Nematolebias whitei (Rio pearlfish), 1306 nucleotides. It is a transcript of the gene znf576.2, whose product is annotated as zinc finger protein 576, tandem duplicate 2. NCBI's taxonomy places the organism in Eukaryota, Metazoa, Chordata, Actinopteri, Cyprinodontiformes, Rivulidae. The record is from RefSeq and is a predicted model, not a curated record.
UUACCGGUCCCUCCUCAAUAUGUUGAAAUGAGUACUUAUGAAGAUAAGGAUGGAAAUAAAAUGGUGGAAAAUGAGCAAUCACAUCCCUCUCUAGAUGUCCAGUCACCAUCUGAUGAAAUAAAAUGUAGGGAGACUCCACCAACUUUCACACCUGAAUCUGCUCUUUUUGCCUCUUUGCAGACAAAGAGUUCUGAAACAGAACCUUUGGCAUCAGGUGAAGACAAACAAGAGCGAGAAGAUGCCACUAAGAAUCCUAGCUUUGAAUCUGAAGGUCAGGGUAACACAGAGGAGGACAUUAAGGAGGAUUUACUUCUAGUAAAUUUAGUCACUGUUGGUGAGCAGUGUGGAACAGAUGAUUCAGUUUUGCAUGCCAACAGCAUUGACCAAAAUGAAUCCACUGAAGGCUGCAAUUCUGAUAGUGCAGGUACAGAAAAACACCCUGAGCAAGUUGGUAAUGCAACGCCAGAAAAAAGUCUGACUUCUCAAACUGUGUCAUGUUCCACUCAUGAAAUGGAGGUCAAAGAAGAGGAUGAAGAAACACUAGUCCAGAAGAGAAAAGAAGUAGAGAAGAGAGUUGUUAUGAGGAAUGCCACAAGAGAAACAAGUCCUCAAGAAAGGGAUGACAUAUCAGUUGGAGAUAUUCACAAAAGAAUGGAAUUGGAGCAUGAACAGGAUGAAUGCCAGGUAGUUUAUGAAAAACAUAAUCUUAUCUCAGAUGUAGAAAUGGUUAAUCAUGUGACUGGCUCAAAACCCCAGACCAGCAAUGAACUUAUGGCCAUGAAAACCAAUCCUCCUGUUGCCUCUUUGCAUUCCAUUCCUGCUAUGUUGGAAAAAUCCCCCGAAAAACCAGUUGUGCUUGAGCUGGAGUGUCUUAGCUCAAGUGUUGAAGAAGUGAUGAAUGGAGGGGAUAUGCAGGGAGGAGAAGAAAGCAAUAGGGAGAAUGACCAGUCUCCAGGAAACAUCCUGGAGAGGUUCCUGACAUCAAGACAAAGAGCAACUGCAGACAUGGAAACUGAAAGGAGCCACCAAAAACAGAUUUUGGGCGGCACCGCUGAAAAUGAGGUGCAGUUUCUUGGAGGCCCAGAGAUCAAGGUUGAAGAAAACAACUCAAAUCCUCUGCAGGUUACAUCAUCCUGUCAGAAUAUACAGAGUCCCUGUGUCCAACCAGAACAUCAUCAAGAUAUAAGAAGUGUUCUGGUGAAAGAGGAAAGCAGUUCUGUGUUGAACAAUACUCAGGAUCUGCAAGGCAGCAAACACAUGCGGUGGAAUCUGGAACCAGUCAGCAAUGAGAACAUGGACAUCCCAU